Messenger RNA from Pisolithus orientalis, 1725 nucleotides. RefSeq lists its product as uncharacterized. Lineage: Eukaryota; Fungi; Basidiomycota; Agaricomycetes; Boletales; Pisolithaceae. The record is from RefSeq and is a predicted model, not a curated record. The transcript has a single exon. The coding region runs from base 1 to 1725 and encodes 574 amino acids.
AUGCCGAGGGCACGCGUACCCCGCACUCGCAAUGUACAACGACGAACCCGGUCCCGCGACGAGGAAGAGGAGGAGGAGGAGGAGGUAGUGCAAGCCACAGAACCUGUUGAGGAUGAGAACGAGUCCAUCGUGAAUUUGUCAGACGAUGAGAUAGAAAACGACGAGAACACGCCCAUCAUCAACAUUGACGAAGAUGCGAGGCCCCUGCCUGCGCUGUCCUUUGCACCGCGUUCGUCGUUGCUGCGUACGCCAAUGUCACACCACAUCUCAGAGGAUUUGGUCCUUCGCGACAUAACAGACCAGUUCUUCUUCCCACCCACACCGUCGCCCGUUCGCAUAUCAAAGAACACGCUCAAAAGACCUGCGCAGAGCACACUAGAACCACCACGGAGACCAAAGAAACCAAAGCCACCCGCGUACCCAGCAGACCCACCCAACUGGAUACAUCCCACUCUACCGUCGUCUUCUCUCCCGCCCAGCUCACCCCUGCCUACGUCUGAUAACGGACGAGCCCACGGUCAUAAUUCCAGUGCCCGAUAUGAAUAUGAACUCACAAGCACUCCCGUUCGCCCAUCCGAUUCAGACCCAUUUGGGUUUCUUGCCAUCGAGCGCGUGCUCAAGGCACAGCGUGCUGCAGCCCCUCCACCUGUACGCAAACCCACAUCGAGGGCGGGCAUACGCGCCGUGAAGUCACCUCCGCGCAACACGGAUAUCUUAUCUGAUACCCCCACCGCACCCGUACGGUCAUCUUCUGCGCGGCCAGAAGAGCCCAUACCCACCAAUUAUGAAGAUAUCGACGACUUGUAUCUCGACGAACCCGUCGCAGGGCCGUCGUCUUGUCCACUCAUACCUGCUGCGCCAUUGUUGGGCCAGCAGAGUGUUCAUGAACCAAUGCCAGAGCCCCGCACCACACACUCUCAGACUACAUUCCCAGACCCACUGCGCACACCGCGCAAGCGCAAAAGGGUCGCGUCUCUGACGCCAGAAGAGAGUUCAGCAGGUGGUAGUCAACCUUCUAGUCCAUCACCUGUCAAGGUGUCCAUUGUUUCUACGAGCGGGCCUCGUAUAAGUGGACCAGUGCAAACUCGGACAAUGGCGCAGAAUGCUACCCCUGUGCGGAAGCAUACGCGAGCUCAGACUGCCAAAGCUCGAGGUAAGCAGCCGAUCGGAAAGGACAGCCACAAAGUGGCACCGGCUUCCAAGCGUGUCAAGACAAAGGCACGCAAUUGCAUACCUACACCAUCUUCGACACCAUCUGUUCAUCAUCAGAACACCGUCGAAUCAUUGCCGUCAUCACACACGGCUACCCCUGUCCGCCCGCGACGGCGGAGUGCGCGGCAGGCCGCAGCAGCCAACCAUCCAGCACGAGAUCGCAGUGAGACUGAACGAGGUAGUGGUGGCAUUGGGAGGAUGCGAACGCGGCUGAGAUCCGCGACAUCGAAUGCAGAGACGAAGUCUAAGUCUCCUGUUGCGAGACCGACCACGCGCUCUGAUUCUCGAGCAAACACGGCAGUGCCUGCUAAACAAGUGAAACCUGCCAAGGUGACGAGGAGUACCGUGAAGACUAAAGAGGGCACCACCACCCGUGGGCGCGGUCGGGGUAAGACGGUCGGUGCAAAGAGCAAUAAAGAUACCAAGGGGAAGAGGAAGUCAAGACCGUUGGGGGAUGUACUUGGAAUGUCAGAUGAUUCACGCGAGGUGGGAAACUUGUCUUCACUUUUCUAA